Messenger RNA from Penicillium coprophilum, 357 nucleotides. RefSeq names its product L-rhamnose mutarotase. Lineage: Eukaryota; Fungi; Ascomycota; Eurotiomycetes; Eurotiales; Aspergillaceae. Bases 1 to 357 code for a protein of 118 amino acids. The transcript has 3 exons. Gene Ontology annotation, molecular function: racemase and epimerase activity, acting on carbohydrates and derivatives. The record is from RefSeq and is a predicted model, not a curated record.
AUGGCUCAACCUCAACCUCGCCGCUUCGCCCAGAUCGUCCAUCUCAAGCCCUCCGCGGUUACUGCAUACAAGGAAUGCCACGCCAAUGUCUGGCCUGAGAUUCUUCAAAAGAUCAAGGAGUGCAACAUUGUAGACUACUCAAUCUACUUCGACGAUGAUCGGACGCUCUUCGCGACAUUCAAGUAUGUCGGCACAGACAUCGUCGCUGAUAUGAAGAACAUGAGAUCAGACCCUAGAAUGAGAGAGUGGUGGGCUAUGACUGAUGAGAUGCAGGAGAGCCCUAUUCCUGGAGCAGUAAGCACUGUCGAGGGUCCAGGGUGGUGGAAGAACUUGGAGGAGGUGUUCCACACAGAGUAG